AAACACGAAAACUGAAAAGUAAAAGAUAGAGGGAGGAGUAAAAUCGCCGUGCGCGCUAAGCACGGGUAAUAUCCAAAGUUGUAAUAACAGAGGAGGGGUUUAGAGGAGCCCUAGUUGAAGCUCCGAUCUAUUCUUCUUUCGCGGCGGCUCCAUCUCUCCGGCGGCUCUUUCUUCCUCACGGCUACUAUUACCCAGCACUCGCUCUUAUGAUGUUACUUACUGAAGAUGCUAUGGAAAAUCUCUUUCAAGCCUUGAAUGCAGAGGAUGACAUGGUACAAGAUUCUUCUUCGCCUCUUACUGUAAAUCCUGCUAAAUACGAGCGGAAUGGGAAUGUGCCUUCUGUGGAAGAUGUAGAUUGGGCAGAUUCCUGUUUGGUUAACAAUGCUGAAGAUUCAGAUCCUAAUUGGACUCUCGUGCUGGAUGCCUUAGCAGAGACUCUUAGUUCCCGUUCUGACGCACCUGCUGAUUCAGCAUCUCAAAGAGAUGCUUCGACAGGAGUGGACACUGCGAUUGCACGUACCAGUGAGGAAACGGAACCGUUAGUCUCUGUGGAUACAAUAGCCUUUAAUUCUGCAUCUACACUGGCUAAAAAUAAAUCAGAAAAGAACAGUGAUGGCUAUCCAAUAGAUGACCAGAAUGAUGCAUUGCCCUUGGGAAGUACGUAUGACAGUUUUUUCCUUCCGACUUACAAAGAAGAUACGAGAGAAGUCAAUGAUUUUGUUGCUGAAUUUGAUUCUGAGUUUCCAGUAUAUGCAAUGGAGCAAAGAAAUCAAAUUAUCUUUAAGGAGUGGGAUAUAGACAUUCCAGACGAGGAAGAUGAGCUUACCAAACAGUUGGACAAAAUCCUGUCAGGCGGUAAUACUUCACAAGUAGAUCCUCCAGGUAUUGAUGAUACUGGGUUGUGGGAAGCAUCGAGGGGAAAGUCCAUGAAUGAUCCUCUGGCUGGAUCUGUGGACCUGUCAAUUGAUGAUCUUAUUUCCGGAGUUUCUGACCUAUCUUUGAAUGGAUAUUCUGCUUAAUAAACUCUUAGUUUGCACUAUAGAAGUCAAAUUGAACAACUUUACAUUGCUUAGGUUUUCUUAUAUAAUGUAUAUUAGAAAAUUGCUAGUUUAUAUGGUACCGAUGACCUGAGUUGGACAAUGCAAGUAAAAUUUGCAAGUGUGAUAUUGAUCCUGGUCGCAAGGGCGAGCAUGGACCUUGGUAA
Messenger RNA from Daucus carota subsp. sativus, 1204 nucleotides. RefSeq lists its product as uncharacterized. The transcript is spliced from 2 exons. Bases 207 to 1019 code for a protein of 270 amino acids. NCBI's taxonomy places the organism in Eukaryota, Viridiplantae, Streptophyta, Magnoliopsida, Apiales, Apiaceae. The record is from RefSeq and is a predicted model, not a curated record.